UCGGACUCCAACUCUCGGAGUCCCAAUAUCGGAGUCAAAAUGAAACACCGAUCCUUUUCUCCAGUCCAUCUACCCAAAGGAGGGUUUACAAGAAAUACACGAAAAAUUGAGCAUUAAUUUCUUGUUAUUACUUAUUUUAAUUAUUAUAUUUUUGAUUUUUUGAAAAACAGCUUGCCUGUUUGUUUGCACUCGGAUCUGGGCCCGUUUGUUUCGUUUCUCACUGAGUUGGACGUAUUCAGAGCACAAAAGGGUUUCUGGACUUCUCAAUUAACUCAGCAAAAAGGCUAAAAAAAAAUUUGUUUACGGUUUCCUUUUUCCAUUUUCUUUCUUUAAAAUCUUUCACCUCAUAAAGGACCAUACCAUUGCUAAGAAAAAGUACAAAAGUCACCUUUUUCUCUUUGUGGAUUCCCCUGGCCUUCGGUUCAUCAUUUUUUCUUCUUCACUGUUUUUACUUUUAUAUAUUAUACGGAUUUUCUUGUCCAUCCGUCUACUUGAUUCCAUACAUUCGUUGGUAAAAAUUCAGCCGUGAAGAGAUCCCGUUUCGUACGAAAAAAAAGCUUAUUGCGUAUCUUCCGUUUUACAUCUUUAUACCUAAACAUAUCUGACAGUUCAAACAAUGGAAGCCAAGUCAAACGGAAUUGAGCUUUCCUCUGUGGAAAUGGCAAAGCGUAUGGCUUGCCAUAUGGCUGUCGACGAAAAUUACCCAAAACACCCAAAGGUGAUUGGUAUUGGCAGUGGUAGCACAGUGGUUUACGUUGUCGAACGUCUUUUAACAAAGCCGGGAGUCGAAAAUGUUGUCUUCCUCCCAACUGGGUUUCAAUCCAAAGAAUUAAUUGUCUCUAGUGGUCUACGAUUAGGAGAUCCAGAUUGCUAUCCUGAUGUCGACGUUUGCUUCGACGGUGCUGAUGAAGUAGACGAUAGCUUGCAGUGCAUCAAAGGUGGUGGUGCUUGCUUGUUCCAAGAAAAAUUGAUUGGCUUCUUGGCAAAGCGCCUUGUCAUUGUCGCUGACUCUCGUAAAAAUUCGCAUAUGCUGGGUGAACAUUGGAAGAAGGGAGUUCCUAUUGAAGUCAUGCCCAUGGCUUAUACCUCCAUCUUACCUCAACUGGUUGCUUUAGGUGCUCUUGAACCUAAGCUGCGUAUGGGUGCUCCUGGUAAGGCUGGUCCUGUCGUUACCGACAAUGGUAACUUCAUUAUCGAUGCUAGCUUUGGUUUAAUUAAAAACCCUCAAGAGCUUUUUGAAAAAAUCAAGCUUCUGGUUGGCGUUGUAGAAGUGGGUAUCUUCUGCAACAUGAUUUCUGCUGCUUACUUUGGUAGCGGGGAUGGUAGCGUCACUGUCAAAAAAGCCAGUGGUGAUAAUCACAUUAUUCCCCCUACAGUUACGGCUGCAGCUACUGAAGUCGAUGCCGUCGUAGCCGAGCAAAAUGCCGAACCACUAUAAGUAGCUAUCCUAAAACUGAACUAAACCGCAAUGUUGGUUUUGUGUUAUUCAUUCAUCAUUCACCUCAAUGUAUUAUAUCUUAUAUUUUUUUCGUUUCUUCUUUCUUUUUGCUUGCCAAUUGAUGAUUUGAGCAGUCAUUAACUUAAUAAAUUCUUCCAUAAUUAGUUUUUUAUUAAGCAAAAUACCUACAAUUCAUAAAUCAAUUUCAAUAAUAGUGAAUAUAUCCAUUUCUAUAUGACACCAG
Messenger RNA from Schizosaccharomyces cryophilus OY26, 1682 nucleotides. Its product is annotated as ribose 5-phosphate isomerase. Gene Ontology annotation, molecular function: ribose-5-phosphate isomerase activity. Gene Ontology annotation, cellular component: intracellular membrane-bounded organelle. The transcript has a single exon. Gene Ontology annotation, biological process: pentose-phosphate shunt, non-oxidative branch; D-ribose metabolic process. NCBI's taxonomy places the organism in Eukaryota, Fungi, Ascomycota, Schizosaccharomycetes, Schizosaccharomycetales, Schizosaccharomycetaceae. The record is from RefSeq and is a predicted model, not a curated record. The coding region runs from base 617 to 1438 and encodes 273 amino acids.